Messenger RNA from Mus caroli (Ryukyu mouse), 1582 nucleotides. It is a transcript of the gene Nfkbia, whose product is annotated as NFKB inhibitor alpha. The record is from RefSeq and is a predicted model, not a curated record. NCBI's taxonomy places the organism in Eukaryota, Metazoa, Chordata, Mammalia, Rodentia, Muridae. Gene Ontology annotation, biological process: cellular response to tumor necrosis factor; toll-like receptor 4 signaling pathway. Gene Ontology annotation, molecular function: NF-kappaB binding. Gene Ontology annotation, cellular component: cytosol.
AUCCCCUGCCAGCGUUUAUAGGGCGCCGCGGCGGCGCUGCCGAGCCCACAACAGUCAGACCUCGCCAGCCAGCCGCCAGCAGCCUGCAGCCUGCACCCGCUCAGCCCCGCACAGCCAUGUUUCAGCCAGCUGGGCACGGCCAGGACUGGGCCAUGGAGGGCCCGCGGGAUGGCCUCAAGAAGGAGCGCUUGGUGGACGAUCGCCACGACAGCGGCCUGGACUCCAUGAAGGACGAGGAGUACGAGCAAAUGGUGAAGGAGCUGCGGGAGAUCCGCCUGCAGCCGCAGGAGGCGCCGCUAGCCGCCGAGCCCUGGAAGCAGCAGCUCACGGAGGACGGAGACUCGUUCCUGCACUUGGCAAUCAUCCACGAAGAGAAGCCGCUGACCAUGGAAGUCAUUGGUCAGGUGAAGGGAGACCUGGCCUUCCUCAACUUCCAGAACAACCUGCAGCAGACUCCACUGCACUUGGCUGUGAUCACCAACCAGCCAGGAAUUGCUGAAGCACUUCUGAAAGCUGGCUGUGAUCCUGAGCUCCGAGACUUUCGAGGAAAUACCCCUCUACAUCUUGCCUGUGAGCAGGGCUGCCUGGCCAGUGUAGCAGUCUUGACGCAGACCUGCACGCCCCAGCAUCUCCACUCCGUCCUGCAGGCCACCAACUACAAUGGCCACACGUGUCUGCACCUAGCCUCUAUCCAUGGCUACCUGGCCAUCGUGGAGCACUUGGUGACUUUGGGUGCUGAUGUCAACGCUCAGGAGCCCUGCAAUGGCCGGACAGCCCUCCACCUUGCGGUGGACCUGCAGAAUCCUGACCUGGUUUCGCUCUUGUUGAAGUGUGGGGCUGAUGUCAACAGGGUAACCUACCAAGGCUACUCCCCCUACCAGCUUACCUGGGGCCGCCCAAGUACCCGGAUACAGCAGCAGCUGGGCCAGCUGACCCUGGAAAAUCUCCAGAUGCUGCCCGAGAGCGAGGAUGAGGAGAGCUAUGACACAGAGUCAGAAUUCACAGAGGAUGAGCUGCCCUAUGAUGACUGUGUGUUUGGAGGCCAGCGUCUGACAUUAUAAGUGGAAAGUGGCAAAAAAGAAUGUGGACUUGUAUAUUUGUACAAAUAGAGUUUUAUUUUUCUAAAAAAAAAAAAAGAAAAAGAAAAGAAAAAAAAAAUGAGAAAGGGUAUACUUAGCACCACACCACACAGCGCCUAGACCCAGGCAUUUUACUGGGGUGAUUCGGCUGUUGUCUUUGUGAAAUCUGGGGAAACAGAUCAUUGAAAUUCAAAGGAAAUGUCUCUUAAGGUUCAUGUUUGUGGGAUUUUUUUUUUUUUUUUUUUUUGGAGGUGAUUUUCCAGAACCUAAUGAAAGGACCACGUUUUAUUUAUUGUGCUUUUGAUUGAACCACCAUAGACCUAGUAGGUGAGCCCAGUGUGUUCUCCCAUGUAAGAGCCAGGUGUUCAGUGGUAUGUGCUUAAAAGUCGCCCCCAACUAAGGUUUGUGUCGCCUUCUUGUAAAUGUUGUAUAUGUUGUAUUUUGUUGGUAAUUAUUUUGGUACUUCUAAGAUGUAUAUUUAUUAAACAGAUUUUUACAGACAG